GGGAGUCGACCUUGGAUGCAUGACAAGGCAAUUAUCAGAUGCUGCAGGUGGAGACGUCACAGCUCGUAUAAAAAGAGGAUGCUGCACAGAGCACGUCCUCCACUCGUACCGAGCAUCUGCCGCCAUCCCACACGCGCUCUCCCGUCUGUCUUUUUCCUGGAUGUCAUGGCCAACUCGGCACUGCAGCUCAUCGGCUUCUUCCUGUCCCUGACUGGUCUGGCCGUCACCAUGAUGGCCACCGUCAUGGUGGAGUGGAAACGGCACUUCCAGGGCAAGUCGCACAGCAUCUACGAGGGCCUGUGGAUGAGCUGCAGCGGGGAGCACAGGACCACCUGCGAGCUGCACGAGUCCGUCCUGGAACUGCCGUUUGAGAUCCAGAUAACCAGGGCGUUGCUGCUGCUCAGCAUCUUCCUGUCGGCCGUGGCGUUGCUGGUCUCCACCGUGGGAAUGAAGUGCACCCGCUUUAUGGACAACAAGGCCAUCAAGUCUGGAGUGGCGAGGAUUGGAGGGAUUAUUUUCAUGCUUUCAGGUAUUAUGACAUUCGGCGUGACGUCCUGGUUUGUCAAGAAGAUAGUUCACAAGGUUCAUGAGUCCCAUCAUCUCCACAGCUUUGAGUUUGGUCGGGCGGUGUUUGUCAGCUGGGCCGCCGGCCUCCUCACCACGGCGGGCGGAGCGUUCCUGACCUGCGGGAGGUGCUCCAGGUCGUCUGCGUCCAGCUCCAUUAGCUCCAACCACCUCAUGUCGCCGAGCCCCACAGCAACCACGUCCAGUCAAAAGGUUCAGGAUCACAAUCAAUGUCACGACUACUUAUGAAUUCUUAUCUACCGAGCCUUUCUGCUAAAUGUACACCACAUGAUUUAUACUAGGAACUCUUUCAGCAUUUACUUUUCUAUUGUUGCAUACUAUAAAUGACUUUUUGUACAGAUUUUGAAUAUGAGAAAUAAAGUAAUGUGAUUAUC
Doryrhamphus excisus (bluestripe pipefish) is the source of this 959-nucleotide messenger RNA. RefSeq names its product claudin-1. Gene Ontology annotation, molecular function: structural molecule activity. The record is from RefSeq and is a predicted model, not a curated record. Gene Ontology annotation, cellular component: membrane; bicellular tight junction. NCBI's taxonomy places the organism in Eukaryota, Metazoa, Chordata, Actinopteri, Syngnathiformes, Syngnathidae.